CGGGUCCAGGACGAGGCCCUCAGCCAGGCUGACUCAGGAGGCAGGAAUCCUGCAGACUCCACCAGGCCCAGAAGACCUUGGGAUGCGGAAGACUGAGGCCUAUGGAAAAACAGAGCUCAUCCCCAGCACCCUCUGCCCCCAAGCGCUCCAUGCAGCUGCCACAGAAUGAAGAGGACUUUGCCAGUCAGUCCUGGUACCACGGCCCCCUGUCUCGCCAGAAGGCUGAGGUCCUUCUUCAGCAAGAUGGAGACUUCUUGGUCCGUGCCUCUGGGUCCCGUGGGGGCCAUCCUGUGAUCUCCUGUCGCUGGCGGGGCUCAGUCCUACACUUCGAAGUGCUCCGUGUGGCCCUACGUCCCCGACCAGGCUGGCCCACAACGCUCUUUCAGCUGGAGGAUGAGCGUUUCCCAAGCCUGCCUGCCCUGAUUCGCAGCUAUGUCACUGGCCAGCGACCACUAUCCCAGGCCACAGGGGCGGUGGCCUCCAGACCAGUGAUUCGGGAAGGGUCAAUGCGACGCAGCUUUAGCGAAGAUUCCCUCCAAGAGAGCCCAGCUCAGAUAGAGCCUCUCAGAGCUAGGAAACGGAGUGAGAGCCAGCCGGCAGGCUUGGAGCAUCUAGGGCAGUCACAAGAGGACCCCUUUGUCCCAGGAGCCUCCACCAUGCUCACAUCUGUCCUGCCACGGAUGGGUAGUGACCCCAUGUUGCUGAAGGCCCCAGCUCCUGUGGGGACCACUGCCUACAGCCUCAGGGCCUCUGAUGGGCAGCUCCAUGCCAAGGCACCAACCAAGCCUCCUCGAACUCCAUCACUGGUACUGCCUGACCCCCCAAUGUAUUGUGAGCUGGUGCCUCGAGUGCCCAGUGCCCGGAGAACAUCCUCUGGCCACAGCUGCCCAGAGCCAGAGGCCCCAUGGUGGAAGACCCAUAAGAAGGAGGAAGACAGAUAUUUCCUAAGACCGCAAGCUGAGGUCUCCCUCUGUGCCCCUGACAACCUCUUCUGCCUGCUGGGAACCCAGAAUCGGCCCCUGGAACCCAAAAUCCUAGAUACCCUCCGGGGCCUGUUCCUGAAGCAUCAUCCUGAGAGCACCGCCCUCCACUUGCUAUUGGUAGAUUGCCAGGCAACUGGUCUCCUGGGAAUGACCAAGUCUCAUCAUCUUGACCCAAUGGGGGUCACCUCUGGCCUAGAGCUGCUCCUGCUUCCUGGUGGGCACUGCUUGAGACUGGAACUCCUAGAGAGGCAGGAGGCGCUUUCUCUGGCCGGCGCGCUGGCGGUGCUAGGCUGCACGGGAUCGCUGGAGGAGCGCACAGCUGUCCUGAGGGGCCUGGUGGAGCUGGCACUGGCACUGCGACCAGGGGCGGCAGGGGACCUGCCUGGACUGGCCGCGGUCAUGGGUGCCCUACUUAUGCCCCAGGUGUCCCGCUUGGAACGCACAUGGCGCCAGCUGCGCAGAAUUCACACCGAGGCGGCGCUGGCCUUCGAGCAGGAGUUGAAACCGCUGAUGCGGGCAUUGGAUGAGGGCACGGGCCCCUGCGACCCUGGCCAAGUGGCGCUGCCACACAUGGCCCCCGUGGUGCGCCUGCUGGAGGGCGAGGACCUCCCCGGGCCGCUGGAGGAAAGCUGUGAGCGGCUGCUGCGCACUCUGCAGGGGGCACGUCAGGUGGCCUCCGACACACCCAAGUUCCAAGAGGUGGCGGCAGGGCGCCUGCAAGGAUUCCAGCCCAACCCGCUGCUGAGGGAGGCCCUGACCACUGGCUUCCUGCGGAGACUGCUCUGGGGAAGCAGAGGGGCAGCCGCACCUCUGGCCUUGCGACUUGAGAAGUUCCAGCAUGUCCUCAGCAUCCUGUCACAGCGUCUGGAGCCUGACAGCUGAAAGCACACUCAGACACCCGGAUGCCAGAGAACUCCAAAACUCAAGGAAGUAGUCCCAGGUUCGUCACAAACCAAAAGCAGGGGGGUUGUACACCCUGCCUCACAAAAGGGCGAUGGACCAAAUUAUUAAGGACCUACCCUGCUCUCUAAAAACUCACAGGAUCCCAGGGAAGCUUUUUCUCUCACACUAAACCACCCAGGUAUUUGGAGGCUUCGGUGCCCUCUUCUACUUCCCCAUUCCCCCAAACACAUCCCACUAAUUGUGAACAUGUGGCUUGUAAUGGUAAGAUAACUUGCAGAUCUGUAAGAGGCCAGAGUUCAAAUGCCUUUUAAAAGCUGUGUGACCUCCUACAGGUCGCUUGAGCUCUCUGUGCCUGCCUUCAACAUUUAAGACUACUUUUUAGGGGUUGCCCCAAGGAUUAAAGCUCAAGUUUAAAUGAGCACAUGGUAGAGAAUGACUGGUAUACAGUAGGUGCUCAAUAAACACUACCUGUUUCAGUAAGCUGCAAUGGAUAUGGAAAGAUAAUUGGUACCCUUCUAACAAUACUGGAGCCAGACAAGAACCCAACUUCCCAAAAGGGGCAGGCAUGUGGCCAAGGGGUACCCCAGUCUAUCUCCCCUUCUCAUUCUUGGUGUGGCCCCUAAGGAGGGUGGCAUUUGAAUAUCCAGUCCAGUAUCUAAAUCUAAUAAGACAUGGACUCUC
This is a messenger RNA of Talpa occidentalis (Iberian mole), 2567 nucleotides long. RefSeq names its product SH2 domain containing 3A (gene SH2D3A). Gene Ontology annotation, biological process: small GTPase-mediated signal transduction; positive regulation of peptidyl-serine phosphorylation. Gene Ontology annotation, molecular function: phosphotyrosine residue binding; guanyl-nucleotide exchange factor activity. NCBI's taxonomy places the organism in Eukaryota, Metazoa, Chordata, Mammalia, Eulipotyphla, Talpidae. The transcript has 11 exons. The coding region runs from base 102 to 1865 and encodes 587 amino acids. The record is from RefSeq and is a predicted model, not a curated record.